This is a messenger RNA of Nannospalax galili (Upper Galilee mountains blind mole rat), 1680 nucleotides long. It is a transcript of the gene Coro1a, whose product is annotated as coronin 1A. The record is from RefSeq and is a predicted model, not a curated record. The transcript has 11 exons. Bases 189 to 1574 code for a protein of 461 amino acids. Gene Ontology annotation, molecular function: actin filament binding. Lineage: Eukaryota; Metazoa; Chordata; Mammalia; Rodentia; Spalacidae. Gene Ontology annotation, biological process: cell migration; actin filament organization.
AGGGCCGGCCCUGCACGAGCUCCGCCCCCAAGGGGCGCUGCCACCCGAGGAGGCCGGCGCAGCGGCGCUUCCCAUUCAUUGUCUUGACAGAGCAUCCUCCGCGGGCCAGUCUGCGGCUCCGCCAGCUCCUUCCUCCUCCUUUCCGUCCUCCUCCACUUGGGGGGUCACACUCAGCUCCCCGCAGCAGGAUGAGCCGGCAGGUGGUUCGCUCCAGCAAGUUCCGACAUGUGUUUGGACAGCCAGCCAAGGCUGACCAGUGCUACGAGGAUGUGCGCGUCUCACAGACCACCUGGGACAGCGGGUUCUGUGCUGUUAACCCCAAGUUCAUGGCUCUGAUCUGUGAGGCCAGCGGAGGAGGGGCCUUUCUGGUGCUGCCCCUAAGCAAGACUGGACGAGUGGACAAGAACGUGCCCCUGGUCUGUGGCCACACUGCCCCUGUGCUAGACAUCGCCUGGUGCCCACACAAUGACAAUGUCAUUGCCAGUGGCUCUGAGGAUUGCACAGUCAUGGUGUGGGAGAUCCCCGAUGGGGGCCUGACGCUGCCCCUGCGGGAGGCCAUCGUCACCCUGGAGGGCCACACCAAGCGGGUGGGCAUCGUGGCCUGGCACCCCACAGCCCAGAAUGUGCUGCUCAGUGCAGGUUGUGACAAUGUAAUCCUGGUGUGGGAUGUGGGCACUGGAGCGGCUGUGCUGACACUAGGCCCCGAUGUGCAUCCCGACACAAUUUACAGCGUGGACUGGAGCAGGGACGGAGCUCUUAUCUGUACCUCCUGCCGGGACAAGCGCGUUCGCAUCAUUGAGCCUCGCAAAGGCACUAUUGUGGCUGAGAAGGACCGUCCCCACGAGGGCACCCGGCCAGUGCACGCUGUAUUUGUAUCAGAAGGAAAGAUCCUCACCACAGGUUUCAGCCGCAUGAGUGAGCGGCAGGUGGCGCUGUGGGACACAAAGCACCUGGAGGAGCCACUGUCCCUGCAGGAGCUGGACACCAGCAGUGGAGUCCUGCUGCCUUUCUUUGACCCUGACACCAACAUUGUCUACCUCUGUGGCAAGGGUGACAGUUCCAUCCGGUACUUUGAGAUCACUUCUGAAGCCCCGUUCCUGCACUAUCUCUCCAUGUUCAGUUCUAAGGAGUCUCAGCGUGGCAUGGGCUACAUGCCCAAACGUGGCCUAGAAGUGAACAAGUGUGAGAUUGCCAGAUUCUAUAAACUGCAUGAGCGGAAGUGUGAACCAAUUGCUAUGACAGUGCCUAGAAAGUCGGACCUGUUCCAAGAGGACCUGUACCCACCCACUGCAGGACCAGACCCUGCCCUCACAGCUGAGGAAUGGCUUGGGGGUCGGGAUGCUGGGCCCCUUCUCAUCUCCCUCAAGGAUGGCUACGUGCCCCCAAAGAGCCGAGAGCUGCGGGUCAACCGGGGCCUGGACAGUGCGCGCAGGAGGACCCCACCAGAGGCCAGUGGUACUCCCAGCUCGGAUACUGUGUCACGGCUAGAGGAGGAGAUGAGGAGCCUGCAGGCCACCGUGCAGGAGCUACAAAAGCGUCUGGACAGACUGGAGGAGACUACUCAGGCCAAGUAGAGGACCCCAGGGCCUUCAGCUGGGGCCACUCACUCCACUCCCAGCCCACUCCUCAGGCUACAUGGUAAAUGAGAUGAAAAUAAUAAAAUGGCUCUAUUUUCUUGUA